Molecule: messenger RNA, 5307 nt
Organism: Pseudogymnoascus destructans
Lineage: Eukaryota; Fungi; Ascomycota; Leotiomycetes; Thelebolales; Thelebolaceae
Exons: 2
Coding region: 687-5042 (1451 amino acids)
Source: RefSeq, a predicted model, not a curated record
UUCUUCACAUGUUUUACUUACGCUUUUAAACAGUUGGUACUUUAGUGACCUGACGUCAUUAUGAUACAGCACUGGUUCGCACUGAAACCACUGGAAACUUCAGCCAUCGGCCCCCUAAUCGUCCAAUCAUGGCCUGGAACACCUGGCAGUUUCCAGUUACCCCGAAAACAGUACCAUUGGGCAGAGGAAAGUACCUGACGUUACUGUCGUCUGUUGUCUGAUACGUACUAACUUGCGUUGCCCAGAGUCCCCUCGUCAUUAUGUUCUUAAACCCUUAAAAAUCCAUCAACAGCCUCAAAAGUGCCCCAUUCAACCCCCAUUGGCACUCCUCUGCCCUCUGCCCUCUGCCCUCUGCCCUCUGCCUUUUAUCCUCCUCGAUCUCCUCUCUCUUCCCUCGACUUCCCCUUCUCCUCACUGUUGUCGGGGAUCAACUCUCCCAGCUGCCAACGAAAGCUUGGGUCUCGCAGAUCACACCAGGCUCAAGUCACGUGAUCUCACAGCAACUUACGCCCAAUCCGCCAAACCUGAUUUACAUUGAGCUCUGGUGGGUCUGGCGAUUUACUUGUAACUCGUUGUCAUACUUACAACGGCUUCUGCAUGAACGACAUCUCGAUGCUACUAUAGAGAGAACCUCAUCAGCCCUCAGUUGGCAGAGGUUUUCUAGGCCCUUCGCCCAUUUAGCCAGUAUGUUUGCCCGAAGGAAGAGAGCUGCGUCGAAUCCGCACCCCAACCUUAACGUCAACGCGGACCCUUCUGCGACGACAGCGGCUGCCCAGGCGUUCCUGGCUCGAAGCAAAUCUAAUGCGACACUUUCCGCCGCCGCCGCAGCGACAGCGCUGCGAUCGCGGCCGACAUCUCCGACCAACGUCGCUGAGGUCCAGACGAAGCGAACGAUGCGCAGGGAGAAUUCCGGUUCCCCGAGAGCAAGCUCCGUGCCAGCGCGAGCAUCCUCCCAAUUGGAACGGCGGCGGAGUUCUAGUUCGAUGUCCGAAAGGACAUUUCGCGACCCGUCGCCAGUCAGAGGAGCCGCACGACCGAGCGCACCAGAUGCGCCGCCUGUGCCGACAAUACCGGAGAACCUGAUUGAGCAAGCGUCGCCGACUCCAGUGAGGAGGCCGUCUAGCGUCCAGCCCGCGCCAACCCGUGUUUCAUCCCCACCAGUGAAUCCAGGGACCGGGAGAGGGCUUAGUCUGCAACCUACAAUGAGGACACCAGCGCAGACGAGAUCCGGACCGCGUGUCACCAGUAUGUCCAAUAUUCAGGAGCUAACCAGUGUAGAUCGGCCGAGCAGUAGAGGGUCCGUCAAUUUCUCUUUACCCACUAGCCUACGACGAAGCUCUUCAGCUGCGCAAUGGAUGCUAACUCCAAGACAAUCCAGUCAAGCUUUAAAUGGGAGUGAGCUUGUGUUUGACCCAAAUACGAGAACUCUUCGGACACGCGCCGAUAUGUUGUUCUAUGAACAGGGAUUACGAGAGGCUUCACAAAAGCCUGUUAUGAGGAAGAAGAACCUGCGCCAAGAGCAAGGGUCUCAUUUUUCGGAGGGGUCGGUUGGGGGGAGGCUAAAAGGGACCGCACUUGAUGGCUUACAAAGGCAGAACGUCCACGAGAGACAGGCGCAACAAACUUCGCAGGGUAUACUGAGUGAAGAGUUCCCACGGAGCCAACGAGUCGCAAGUCCGCGCAACAGCAUACGAGACUCAUCAGACAACGAAAGCGAAGCGUCGGAGAGAACGUCGAAAUAUAAUAACCGGGCUGGGUCACAGCAGUUGUCAAAUAAACCCUCGAUGGUGAGGGAAGAGAGGCAACGGGAAGAAGACGAAGAUGAUUCUGUGAAGGUACUAGGCCGUCAAGCGGCUCUCAGGAAACUGGAAAGCGCCAAUCGCGAUGACCGUCAUAUUUCUCCGUCGCCCUUGCCUCGCUCGAAACCUGGGAGAGCGAGGAAACAAGCUGAAAAUAUUGGGUCUAAUGUUCAACAAGACCAGCCACGGAUGGAGGUAACAGAGGCGCCGGUUACCCAGGCGGAAACCGCACCUGCACAAAUACCGGCGCCAGCACAAGAAACAGCUCCCAAACCAGAAGCUCCGAUUGCUCUGGCGCCGCUCGACACGGCAACAAAAGCUCCGAUAGCUCUGGCGCCGCUCGACACGGCAACAAAAGCUCUUCGCAUGGAGAAGCAGGCAGACAGAGCACACUCAGUCAGCCCUACCCGUGCGCAUUUCCUCGCGACUCCAAGCCCAGUAAGCCAAUUUUCAAUACGCCACGAGCCGCCGGCACGAUCAAUAUCGCCUCGCAAAUCGGCGCUGAAACCAUCGCCGUCGCGGGGCCCGUCUCCUAUGGGGUAUACCCCUACUGGCUGGACGGCUGGUCCCAGCUCUGGCGAUGUCUCCGAUGCGUCGACGAAUCAAUCCGAAGAACGAACCGUACCAAAGAAGAAGUCUGUGCGUGUCAGUUUUGACGAGCGCAACAAUGUCGUCGUUGGCGAAGAGCCUGAAGUGCCCGAGGCCAGACGGACGUGGACCAGCGGCUAUAUCCGAGGAAACAAAGCCACAUCUCCCAUCGAGGAUGGACCGGAUGAAAUUAUGGGCCCAAGGCCCGUCUUACCGUCCUUCGGCAGCGUGCGUAAGAAGCAGCCCAAAGAUUUAGAAGAUCGCCCUCUGGUGAAGCCAGUAGGUCCUCAGGGCCCCUCACCUGCGAUUUCUCCAUCCAGUAGUGGAAGCGAGUAUUUCGCAGGCCAGUCUUCCAACCAUGCUGUUGGGUCUUUAUUGCAGCAGGAGCGGAACUUAAGGGCUGCGCCAAGCGUGUCUAAUUCGAACGAUCAACUGCCGCCGGAGGUUAUUUCGGUCGAGGGAAGCGGAUACGUUUCCGAUAGUGGAAGUAGCACCCACAGCUUCGUGGUGGGGAAGGCCGUGACUGUUCAUCUAGCUGUCAAGGGUGGGGAUGCGCAGAAGACGGCUGAGGCUGGUGGAAAGCCCGGCUUUAUUGAGGAUCUUGGAGUUAUUCCGGAAGUCGAGACCCCGGGUGACGAUGCUGUCCGCGAACAACUGGAGGAGUUUCCUACAGAGCCCCGCCAGGAGGAUGCUGCCGCCCAUGACUCCAAGACCAACGGAAACGGCAAUGCUCCGACUUUUACGGUUACACAGCCAACACCGCUGCCAGAGCAAGGGGAGUUCCAGCAUCAAAGCCCGAGUGGUUUGAACGGCAAUACCUGGGAAUCUGAAAAUGCAAAGGAGAUCCCACUAAAAGAUUAUAUUGCCGGAAAGAAGGUUGCAGGGGGGGCAGUCGCCGUGCAAAAUAUUCUCGAUGUCCACCCUGUCACCGCGGAUGCGGAAUCUUCUGAUGGCGACAGCAUUUACAGCGAUGCUGCCGAAGAAUUAUCAAACAAUGGUGAUGGCUUUAUGUCUCUAGACGACGUUUUGGGUGGCAAAGAACCUAGUGUCAAAGCCGCGGAGACACCAAAAGCGCCUGAUUCGGGCGAAGGAUGGGAUGAGUCCCAGCGUUUCUGGAGCGGUUUAUCGGCAGACAAACGGCGACAGAUGGAACUCGAUGCCCUUCUUGAGAACGACGAAGAGCGCGAAGAGCGCGAAGACUCAGAAGACGAAGUGCCAUAUCUGAAGCCGCUGAAGCAAGCAUCUGUUGCAAAGGCUGAAACGACCGUUAAGGAGAAGCAACGGGCCAAAAACGCAGCCGCUGCAGGUGUGAUUGACCGAACGUAUCAGAUUACCCCUGGUGCCAAGGCAGGACCCGACGGUGUGCCACGUGCGCCAAAGCCCAGGCAGGAAGAUGGCCAUAUGCGAAUGUCAAUGCGAGACAAUGCUGGAGGCAGCAUGCAAAGCAACACAUCUGGCCACCCGAGAGAAGGUAAGAAGCUACAAGCUGGAGGCGCUGCGGCAGCAAUGAGGGUGAACGCUCCUAAGCCUGCGCCCACACCCAAACCCACGCUUUGCCGCAGCGCAUCUGUAGAGUCUGACAGUAGCUUUGUCCGUGACAGGCCGCGAAAAGAAGGCUUCCAGAUGAAGCGCUCGAUGCGAGGCUCCUACAGCAGGGAAGCUCCCACUCUUCGUGGCCCCAGCCCAGUAGACGCAACACCUGCGCAAUCCAGCCGCUUUAGCAUCCGCUCGCUCUCUCCUUCCUCCCGCAGGCUCUCAAUUAGUAGCACCACCCGCCCAACGCCUUCUCUCCGCACUGCACCCGACGAACCCCCCAAAUCGCCUCGCCGUCUCUUCAGCCGGACCAAAGCAAUUCCAGCGCCAAAGGCAUUCAAGCCCAGUAGCCGCUUCGCCGACUCAAGCGACGAGGAGGACGCCCGCCCCGCGACCACCUUCCGCAGCCGCUUCGCCGACUGUAGCGACGAAGAGGACGACGUACCACCGCCACCUGUCACAGGCUCGUUCCGCCGCCCACGGAGCUUAAGACCCAUACCGCGCUCCAGCGCCGCCGACGGCGACUCGAGCGACCUGCCUGAUAGCGAUGACUCGCCUCCCUUCCGCGGUGCAUCUGGCGUCAACGCAGCUGCGUUGCGCAUGGCCCGCGCCAACUUCGAGGGCGGCGGCAACGCGACAGAAAUUUCUGCCGCUGAUUUCCGUGAAGCCCCGCGUAAGAAGGGGGGACUGAUGAGUAUCCUUCGCCGCAAGAAGCCGGAGCAGUCGGGACGCAUUCAGCGUACGGACUGGGACGAAUCGGCAGCCAGGAGGGAUACACCACUUGAGCGCAGCAAGACCGAUUUGGAGGUCGUGAAGAGCAGAGAUGGGAAUGUGAGAUCGGUGCAGAGCCCGAGGUUACAAAAGAGAGCUGGGCCGCCGAGGACGGCGAGGUACCAGGCUCCGCCUACUGUUGAGGCGCAGGCGGAUGGGAGGCCGGCGACUAGUGAUGGGGUUGCUGAUGAAUGGAAGGCCAAUGGGGAGGGGGGUGGUGUUGUUAAUGGGGCUUCGGCGUCGAGGCCGGGGGUCCUAAGGCGGAAUAGUACGGCCGGGUCUGUCGAGAUAAUUGGGGGGGAUGGGAAGAAGAAGAAGUUUGGGCUAUUACGGCGCUUAUUUGGCAACUGAGUUGGAUAUCGUGUCUGGUUUUGGGUCGCUGCUGGUUGCUGUAAUACAUAUGGCCUGGGGAUGGGGGUUAAAGGGGUAAAAAGGGAUAUAUACACGAGGGUCUGGCUGGGGGUUGGCGCAUUCACGGCUGGGAAGUGGGCGGAUGAUAAUUUCUGGAGGAGUGUAUAUACGUUGUACCUUACACAAGACCAUACGGCUUUUCCUUAUGUUGCAUGCAAGCUAUAAUAUAUAUACGAGAACAGUUAAUCUGGCGUCUGAAACCUAC